This is a messenger RNA of Anthonomus grandis grandis, 1478 nucleotides long. Its product is annotated as lipase member K-like. The record is from RefSeq and is a predicted model, not a curated record. The transcript has 7 exons. The coding region runs from base 10 to 1239 and encodes 409 amino acids. Lineage: Eukaryota; Metazoa; Arthropoda; Insecta; Coleoptera; Curculionidae. Gene Ontology annotation, biological process: lipid metabolic process. Gene Ontology annotation, molecular function: hydrolase activity, acting on ester bonds.
CAAGUCAACAUGAGGUGCACAGUCAUUGUUUUUAUGUUUUUAAUUAAAUUGGCUGAAAUUAAAGUAUUAAAUAACGUAUGUGGUACCGUGACGGACUAUUAUAACGAUAUCGAGAAUAAUGCGAACUGUUGGUACGAUCCCGAUGUAAAUACUGGCCCAGAAGAAAGAGCCAAGAACCACGGACUGAUCCUAGAAAGGCACCACGUGGAAACCGAAGACCACUGGAUUCUAGUGAUAUACCGAAUUAAGUCGCCAGAGGGCGUAUUAGGAACAAAACCGAUUUAUUUGCAACACGGUUAUGCCGUGGACACAACAGAGUUUAUGGGUAAUGGAGAAAACUCGGUUGCGUUUUUCUUGGCCAAACACGGCUUCGACGUGUGGUUGGGUAACGUCAGAGGCUCCGACUUAGCCACUCACCGAACAUUAUCAAAAAAAAACCCAGAAUACUGGAACUUCAGCUUUCAUGAGAUCGGUACCUACGACAUCCACGCUGGCCUUAAGUACGUCGCCAAAGUGACCGGGCAGAAAGUUUGUUAUGUGGGACACUCAAUGGGUGGUACCGCGAUGGUCGUCUAUUUGACGACACGGCUCAGAGACGCUCAGAAGCUCUUAAAGCAUACGGUGUUGAUUGGCGCGCCCAUUUUUAUGAAAUAUUCGUUUGGAAUUGCUAAGAAGAGUGUGAUGACGGAUUGGUUGUCUACGAUCAAUAUGAUCCAAUUAUUGAGUUACCACGUGCUACUAACGACAAACAGUUUCGAGCGAAAAGCGUUGUUGCAAUUUUGUCUAAACUCUUCCUUGGCAGACUUGUACACGUGUAUGGACUUCGUGACGUUCAUAGGGGGGCCGUGUCCCCAUCCCUUAUCCCCCGAAAAACUCCCCAUGGUUUUUCCGACCCUUCAAAAUCUGGUGCUCAAGCCCGGAUUGCACUAUAUCCAGAACAUUCUAUCGGGGGACUUUAAACAAUACGAUUAUGGCUCAGAAGGGAAUUUGAGAAGGUAUAACUCAACCGUCCCCCCCGUUUAUGACCUAUCAAAGAUGUCAACAGGAAUUAGCUUCAUUAGCAGCACCUAUGAUAGUCUGAACAGCAAGGAGGACCACUUGGAGAUGUUCGCCAAGUAUAAGAAGCCGAGCUGGGACAUGCACGAAAUCCCUUAUAACCAUGUGAACCUGAUGUUUAACCGGAAGGCGAAACAGCUGUUUCUUAGGCCUUUGUUAGAUAUUAUUAAUAAGUACACCUGAGAGUUUUUUUGAGAUAUCUUUGUUAAUAUUAGAGAUACGUUAAAAAUAGUGUUUAAGAAAAUUAAAGAGAAUUAAAUUCUCUAUAAAAAAGAGUUCUUAAUGUUUUUUAGUAGCAUUAACUGUUAAGGAGAUAUAGCAUUUUUUUGUUUAAUUUUCAAUAUAACUCAGUAAUUAUUAUAAAUAGGGCAAAAAAGCUUUCUAGUAAAAUUAAAGACAAUAAAAUUCUCUAUAAAAAAGAA